Symbiodinium sp. CCMP2456 is the source of this 200-nucleotide messenger RNA. The record is from the annotation of a GenBank genome assembly. Lineage: Eukaryota; Dinophyceae; Suessiales; Symbiodiniaceae.
GCAAAACUGCCAUCCGCCUCGGCGCUGGGUCCUACAACGCUGUGGUGGCCACAGCUGCCAGGGCCCGAUGCUGGAGAGAAGCCGUGGCGCUAGCGUCUGAGCUGGUCGAGCAAGGCUUGAGGCCAAAUGUCGCCACCGUGGCCUCCACCCUGUGCCUCGCCACGCUUGUGCUCUGCGAUUUGCUUUGCAUGUCGACUUAG